Messenger RNA from Microbotryum saponariae, 862 nucleotides. The record is from the annotation of a GenBank genome assembly. NCBI's taxonomy places the organism in Eukaryota, Fungi, Basidiomycota, Microbotryomycetes, Microbotryales, Microbotryaceae.
AUGACAACCCAGCUCGAUGACUCCACGUCACCAGCCCUGCGUGGGGACAACGCCACGAGUUCGCAGCCCCUUAAACCGGAUGGAGAGUCCUCGACGGUGACAUUGACAAAGAAGGAAUACGACGAACUAGUGCGUAAAGCUCGACGUCUUGAACCUCCCAUCCUACGUGAUCCCCGAAAUCCCCAACCACUGCAAACUGAAGGGGAGCGAAAACUUCUGGGAAUGGGAUCGCAACAUGUUGUAUUUGGCCCCUAGAGAGGUUUACACCUUUACCAAACACGGCACGAUCCCUGAUACCUGGACUCAAGACGUUCGCGCCAAGUGGGAGCAUUACGCACGCAUGAUCAUCCUAGCAUCCAUAACCGACCCAGCGCUCCAUAUGCUCCUUGCCAUGGAUCCCGACGCAACGGCUCACGACUGGUGGGUCGCCUUUCGGGAACGAUACGCACCCAACGACGCCCUCGCCACAAUUUCCCUCGUCGACAAAUUUUGCAACAUGCCCGGUAUGCCCUCCGAUCACGCAGGUUUCCUCGAAUGGUCCAAGCGAACCCUAAACUUGGCGACCCACAUAAGGAAGAACGAAAUCGACGUCGAACAGCUCAUGGCAGCUCGACUCCUCGCCAACGUACCCCCAGCACUUGAGCCUUGGCGAUCGGCUGUCAUACGCCGGCUCGAACCUGGUCAGAAACGACUUCCUUCGUUUGAGGAUUUGCUCUGGUCCCUCCGCCGUCACCUCGACACGCCUUGCCAGUUUUGCUUCAGCCGCGAACAUAUGGCGAAUCAAUGUCCGGGGCGGGAACAGCGCACGAAUCAUGUCGAGCACAAGGCCUCGUCAAAUGGUCGUAGAAAGAAGACAAAUUAG